Messenger RNA from Sphaerodactylus townsendi, 919 nucleotides. It is a transcript of the gene IL15RA, whose product is annotated as interleukin 15 receptor subunit alpha. NCBI's taxonomy places the organism in Eukaryota, Metazoa, Chordata, Lepidosauria, Squamata, Sphaerodactylidae. Bases 32 to 919 code for a protein of 295 amino acids. The transcript is spliced from 7 exons. The record is from RefSeq and is a predicted model, not a curated record. Gene Ontology annotation, biological process: interleukin-15-mediated signaling pathway. Gene Ontology annotation, molecular function: interleukin-15 receptor activity. Gene Ontology annotation, cellular component: plasma membrane.
GUGCGGGAAGCCCAUACACAUCGAGAACGCCAUGCCCGGGGCCAGUGACGAUACGAGAAUGCGCUACAACUGCGUGAAAAAUUACAAGAGGAAAGCCGGCACAUCCAGUCUGGUCGUUUGCCACGAAAACAAGACCACAAAAACAUUUCAAUGGGUCAGGAACCUGAUUUGCAUUCGAGAUCCAGCAAAGCCAGAAUCUGAGCACGUGACCGAAGAGGCCAAAAAAGAAACAGAGAGGCCCACACCAGCUAGUCAGCCAGCAUCUCCAAAGCCUAGCGCGCACCCUGCCGCGGUCUCCGGAGACCCGUACGGAAGCGAGACCACCCCAAGCACAGCCACGACGCAACUAAGGACAACCAAGCCGUUCCGGGAGGAGCCAACCACGAUGCCAACUCCCCAGGAGACUGGUGGAGGUUUUCUUGGCACCCAUGCUGAAACUGUUACAGCGUGCAAAGCAACGAAGCGCAAAGACUCCCAGCCCAAGAGUACCAAGCUGCCGUUCGGUGCUUUCUCGACAGAAAUCGGCAACGUGACAGCCGUCCCGUCCAGGAACACCCCUGGGAGGACCACACGGGGCUCCCAGGCGGACAUCCGACAGGGACAAACAGGUGUUUCCCACCUUCCGGCCAUUCUGACGCCUGUAGCGCUGAUCCUCUUGGCUGUAAUUCUUGGGCUGUGGUGGUUUCGCAGAAAACGCGGGGUCAACUUCAAAUCGGGCGGGGAUCUGAAAAGCCACGGCUCCGUGUUGUCCGCCGCUAUCGGGCGACAGGGCGACGUCACCUUAGCAGAGAUCCCAGGGGCGGAGAGAUCAGGGGAAAGAGGGCAGAUGAUCUCAGCGGGCACGGACACAGAGGGCGCGGGACCUGCCGACGAAGGGGUGCCCAUGCGGCCGUCAGACUGUGCCACCUCGACCGGCUGA